Bicyclus anynana (squinting bush brown) is the source of this 763-nucleotide messenger RNA. RefSeq lists its product as uncharacterized. The transcript is spliced from 2 exons. Lineage: Eukaryota; Metazoa; Arthropoda; Insecta; Lepidoptera; Nymphalidae. Bases 179 to 763 code for a protein of 194 amino acids. The record is from RefSeq and is a predicted model, not a curated record.
UGUAACAUUACAGUAUGUCCAGUGACGAGUUUAUUUUAAAAUGUGUCGUUAAAUAUCCUAGUCACAGUUGUAAUGGUGGUUUUAGAUAUAUAAUUAAUAAUAUAUUUUGUUUGUUUAUAUUAAAUGUUAAAUAUGUUAGUGCUGUGCGUUUUCUUUUUAUCCGUUUUUGGAUCUUUAAAUGCUGAUUACUAUCGCAUGUCGUACCGUCCCAGGCCGUGCCUCAUGCCCACGCUGGAGCACGGGCGGGUGCAAGCGCGCCGGUCCACGCUCAUCCGGUUCAAGUGCCUGCAGCGGUACGAGCUGGUCGGCAACCGGUACGCCACGUGCAAGGACGGCCAGUGGGACGCGCCCGUGCCGGUCUGCGUCCGUGAGUUACUACUGUUACUGCCGCAUGUCGUACCGUCCCAGGCCGUGCCUCAUGCCCACGCUGGAGCACGGGCGGGUGCAAGCGCGCCGGUCCACGCUCAUCCGGUUCAAGUGCCUGCAGCGGUACGAGCUGGUCGGCAACCGGUACGCCACGUGCAAGGACGGCCAGUGGGACGCGCCCGUGCCGGUCUGCGUCCGUGAGUUACUACUGUUACUGCCGCAUGUCGUACCGUCCCAGGCCGUGCCUCAUGCCCACGCUGGAGCACGGGCGGGUGCAAGCGCGCCGGUCCACGCUCAUCCGGUUCAAGUGCCUGCAGCGGUACGAGCUGGUCGGCAACCGGUACGCCACGUGCAAGGACGGCCAGUGGGACGCGCCCGUGCCGGUCUGCGUCCGUGA